This is a messenger RNA of Miscanthus lutarioriparius, 189 nucleotides long. NCBI's taxonomy places the organism in Eukaryota, Viridiplantae, Streptophyta, Magnoliopsida, Poales, Poaceae. The record is from the annotation of a GenBank genome assembly.
AUGGCGGCCACCCUGAAGCUCAGGAUCCUCACCGUGGCCGCGGCGGCCGCCGUCGUCGCCUCGUCCCUGGUCGGCACGGCCUCAGCGGCUGAGGGACCGGCGCCCGCUCCGACCUCCGGCGCGUCCAUGGCCGCGCCGGCUCUUGCCGCUGCUUCCUUCACCGCGCUUGUCUUCGGCUACCUCUUCUAA